This is a messenger RNA of Drosophila yakuba, 2194 nucleotides long. It is a transcript of the gene Rab23, whose product is annotated as ras-related protein Rab-23. Gene Ontology annotation, molecular function: GTPase activity; GTP binding. The record is from RefSeq and is a predicted model, not a curated record. The transcript has 3 exons. Bases 283 to 1089 code for a protein of 268 amino acids. NCBI's taxonomy places the organism in Eukaryota, Metazoa, Arthropoda, Insecta, Diptera, Drosophilidae.
UGACAUUCAAAUUUCGAUCGCGACGAGCAACAGAUCGAAUUUGGUGAAAUCAAUGCGUAGAAAGUGAGAGGCAAAGUUGGAGGAAAAGUGAAAAGCUGCGGAAAACUUGGCUAACCAAACAAACACAUUUGGACACACUCGCAUUUGGCGGAUUGAGAUUUCGUGCUCCACCUGAUCUGCUACGCCCGCCGGAGCUGCAUUUGAAGCUGGAGCUGGAGCUGGAGCCAGAGUCCCAGCCAAAGUCAAACACCUGGGCGAGCGGCGGCCCACCUGCCGGCUUAGAUGCGUCUAAUCCAAACGGCAACCGGCGGUGCUGCUGCGUCCGUUCUGCAGACCCACUCCCAGUCGCAGUACAACUACACCAGCAUGCGUGAAGAUGAUAUCGAGCUGGCCAUUAAAGUGGUCAUUGUUGGAAACGGUGGCGUUGGCAAAUCGUCAAUGAUACAGCGGUAUUGCAAAGGCAUUUUCACAAAAGACUACAAGAAGACGAUUGGAGUGGACUUCCUAGAGCGACAGAUAGAGAUCGACGGCGAGGAUGUGCGCAUCAUGUUGUGGGACACCGCCGGCCAGGAAGAGUUUGACUGCAUCACAAAGGCGUACUACCGCGGCGCCCAGGCUUCCGUCCUGGUCUUCUCGACGACGGAUCGGGCAUCUUUUGACGCGAUCAAGGAAUGGAAGCGCAAGGUGGAAAACGAGUGCAACGAGAUACCCACGGUGAUCGUGCAGAAUAAGAUCGAUCUUAUAGAACAGGCGGUGGUCACGGCCGACGAGGUGGAGACGCUGGCCAAGCUGCUCAACUGCCGGCUCAUUCGCACCUCCGUCAAGGAGGACAUUAACGUGGCGUCCGUAUUUCGCUACUUGGCCACCAAGUGCCAUCAGAUUAUGACCCAGAGCUACGACCAGGCGGCAGGUAACCAGCAAAACUCCAGCCAUCCGUCCUACAGUAGCACGCCCACGAUCAGCGCCUUCAGCCCGACCUUCACAAAGUCCAGCAGCGGUACCAUUGUCCUUCGUCCAGCAAAGAAGGGCCAUGGCUCCAGCGUAUCCCGGAAGCGAAAGAUAGUGCUCAAGAAGUGCGGAAUAUUGUGAGGAGUUUUCGAAUUAGCUGAAUGGAUGGCAGGGGCGACUCGGCGGGCAAUUAAUAUCUGGAGCAUAUUUAACGCCUAAUUAUUUUGGAGCCUAAUGAUGUUGUGGCCGGGUGGCCAGCCAACCGUUGGAUGCAACCACAGCCAUUCACUAGUCGUGCACAGACUCCGCGUGAUGUGGUUCAGACAUGCUUACAGAGCAGCAGAAAUAAUCGGAGGCAGCAAAGUGGAUCUUCUGGAUCUCCACGAAGAUGAGGUACCCUCGAGGGCGGACUGAGAAAUUUUGGAUUUUAAAUAUUUGAUUUACACUACACAACGGAAUGUUUCCGAUACUCAUAUUUCUCUUAAGAAUUACACAUUUUUAUAACUCCAAUUCAUAGAAUUAGCCGACUUUUUAACGCUUCGGAUUUAUUACUUCUACUCAAACUAUUUAACACUCCUGUUUAUAUUUAUCCUAUAUAAAAGUUAUAUACACCCAAUACUCUUUGGCUAUACGAGGCCAUUAAACCAAAACAAUAGCAUCCAAUCGACAAGGAUAAGUUCUCAAAACCAUAGACAAUAUGCAUGAGCACGGCAGUUUCUCAAAAAAUUGCCCCAAUUAGUUUUAGAUAUGAAAUCAAAUUUGUAUGUAUGUAUGGCGCACACUGUUCUAUAACGGAGACUGAAGCAUCUUUGCUUUUAUAUCGGAUAUGUAUAUAGGGAUUAGCUUGGGUAAUUAGUUUCCCUAACCAAGCACAAUUAAAAGGCUAUUUAUCACGCUACCAAGCCCAGAUAUCCAUGUGAAAUCCCUUUGCCAAUUCGCGUUGGCCAAAUGUGCAAUUAAUUAUUCAGCUUUUUUAAUUAUUAACUAACUAACUUAAUUAUUAACUAAGUAACAAGUCAUGUCAAAGCGCAAUUUGACGCGAUUCGUGUAGACCAGUGUUCGCAUUCUAUGCAAAAAACUGCAGAUAGAGCACAAGGAAUUCGUGAAGCAUGUAACAUGUAAGCGGAAUAGGAGAAUAAUAGUAAAUAACCCUAAGCCUAUUAAUAUUGUAUUUAUAAAUGUAAUUAAACAUUAAUAUGUUUACCUAAUAAAUUAUUUUGUGUAAAUUAACUAGAAAUUUAUCUAA